GAUAACAAAUUGAGUCCCAACUCUGUGAAAUUUCAUUUGACCAAAGGCGAGGGUUUUGAGUCUAACAAAAUGCCCAUUCCGUUGCUGACGAAUACUGAGGCCCUGGGACCUGACAGGGUUCUCCUCAUAUGGCAGAAUCCGGAUAGAUCAGUCGAUAUCGAUGGGUUUUAUGUGAAUCAUAGGGCCUCAACAACUGCCGGGGAUUACAUUAAGACGACUGUCGAAGGGAAAAAUUCGACGAAUAUUACUAUCUCGUAUCUUCAACCGGAUACAACGUAUGAGUUCAAGGUUCAGAGUUUUUCGGUUGGGGCUGCUUCGGAAUUCUCUAAGAUUAUCAGGGAGAAGACUCUUAAGGCUGUGACCGAACCACCGAGGGUGGAAACUGCUGUUCCUGAUAAUGUACCGAAGAGCACUGGCAAUGGACAGAGCGGGAGUCUCUAUGCUAUCAUUGGAGGGGCACUCGGGGGAGCUGCUCUUCUCGGGGUCAUGGGGGCCAUCGUCGUGGUUUAUAAGAGGAGCAGUAUUAAACAAAAUAGAGACGCAUCUCAAAAUCAGGGAAAACACAUGACGAAUGGUCGAGUGCUGAACGGUGGAGUGACGGAUUCAAAGAUCAACAUAACGUCGAAUCCCCUAGCUGUCCUCGACACGUCAGAGACGACUCAAGCCACGAAUAACAUGAAUUCCCUGCCUAAGAGCGGACAAUAUGCAUCCAUGGAGAUGACGUCUUUCGUUAAUGGCCAGAACAACAACACGAGCGCCAGCGAGACAACAGCUGCCACUGGGCCCAAUUCUCAUACUGUUCGGAGUGAUACAUCAGGAACAGAAUCCAUCGAUCAUCAUCUCUGAACUCCAUUCAACUAUCAUAAGCCAUUUUAAUAUUUAUUCGCGAGGUAUUGAGAGAUUGAUGACUCAACGCUCAAUCAUUACAACCUGAGACUUCUUUUUUAAGAUUAUUAAUAGCGAUUAUUCGAGUGACUUUGGCAGCUCUGGGAGAUUAAUCAGUUACAUGAGAUUAAUUAUUUUUGUAAGGUGUUCCUCAAUGUGUAAAUAGUACAGUAGGUUCAAUGGUCAUUUGAGGAUUAACACAUCACUCUCGAGUAUUAUCAACGAGCAACUAUCUGGCUUUUAUUAGAUUCUUGAGGAUAUCCAAGCACCUCCUGCUGUUUGGUACGCAUCGUACUACACAUUUUUCAAUUUUUUAUUAGUCAAUUCAUGAAUUAAAUUGCGUCAUGCAAUUUUUCAGAAAAUUCAUGGAUUUUCAAGAGUGUGAAAACUCGGUACAUUGGACUAAUUUUUUUUUAAGUGUCUUUUUUCUAAAUGAAGGCUUUGGAUUUGUCAUUUGAAUUUAUGAAAACGUUUUUUUGCCGACGUUUCAUAUAUCGUCAAACAUUGCAAUUAUCCACAUACUUGGGAUUUUAUCGAUUUUUAAAUUCGAGUAUUUUUUUGGUAAUUUAGAAAUAAAUAGAUUUUAGAUCGAAGAAUGAUUGAGAAGUUUAAAUUUAAGUGCCAAAGUACUUGGACAUCCUCGAGAUUAUAUAUUUUUUCUCAAUAGAUCGCUAGAAGCCAUACCGCCGCUUUAGCUAACAGUAUUGUUUCAUUUUUCACGUAUUCGUAGUCCCCAAAGUUAUGUUCAAAGCAAUACAUCAAUUUUGGAAGUCACUGGGUUUGAGAGACCGGUGAAUCAAGUGCCUAAAUGUAAAAUUUCGGAGGUGAUACUUUUGGUUGUGCAACACAAGAUUUAUUUAUCGGAUAUUGACCUGCGUUUUCGAUUGAUGGAUAAUUGAAGAGAUAAAUUGUAUAUAAAAUUUGUAGAAUUGUAUUGUUAUGGUUUGUUUAGCGUAAUGCAAUUGGAAGAAAUAAAAUUGAGGGAGCGAUGAUUCAGAUACGUGCAUAUUAUGUAUCGUGAAUCGAUGGGACUCUGAAAUUUUUGGGGAGUAAAGUAGUGCAAUGGAGUUGAGAGACAUUGUACAUAAACAUUUUUAUAGAUUUUCAUUCACUUUUAGUGGUAUAUUAUGUGCCUUGCACCUUGCCCCGACGACUUUUGUGAGAGAAUAUUUAUAUACACCGA
Messenger RNA from Fopius arisanus, 2068 nucleotides. Its product is annotated as interference hedgehog. NCBI's taxonomy places the organism in Eukaryota, Metazoa, Arthropoda, Insecta, Hymenoptera, Braconidae. The record is from RefSeq and is a predicted model, not a curated record. Gene Ontology annotation, molecular function: protein binding. Gene Ontology annotation, biological process: cell-cell adhesion.